Messenger RNA from Syngnathoides biaculeatus (alligator pipefish), 6468 nucleotides. Its product is annotated as mitogen-activated protein kinase kinase kinase kinase 4-like. NCBI's taxonomy places the organism in Eukaryota, Metazoa, Chordata, Actinopteri, Syngnathiformes, Syngnathidae. Gene Ontology annotation, biological process: protein phosphorylation. The transcript has 32 exons. Bases 409 to 4809 code for a protein of 1466 amino acids. Gene Ontology annotation, molecular function: protein kinase activity; ATP binding. The record is from RefSeq and is a predicted model, not a curated record.
GGGAUCCCUGUAAAAACACGCACACAAAACCCCCAAAACAAAGAAGCGUCACUUUGAGAUUACAUUCCAACUAAUAUUGAUAACUUGUAUUACUUAUAACAGAUAGAGUCAAUAACUGAUCAGAAUAAAAAGAAAACAUUCCUUUCAAAAAUUAACUUUAACGUUGAAAUAUUGUUGGCGGAAGUCAGUAACUCUGCUUGAGGGCAGCGGCUAGCGAGCUAACUGGGAGUCCGCUGCUGACACCUCAACAUGGAGUAACGAGUGUCCAGCGUUCCCUGCUGAAACGCAGACACCACAGAGAGUAAAACUCCACGUCCGUUUAGUUUAUUUAUCCACAAGAACGUCGCGAAUGAGACGUCCGUGGAUACCUGAGUAGGUGUAAAGGGAAACACGGCUUUUAUCUGAAAGAUGGCGAACGACUCCCCAGCUAAAAGUCUAGUGGACAUUGACUUGGCUUCACUGCGGGACCCAGCUGGGAUAUUUGAAUUGGUGGAGGUGGUUGGAAAUGGCACGUACGGACAAGUAUACAAGGGACGACAUGUCAAGACUGGACAGCUGGCUGCCAUCAAGGUCAUGGACGUCACAGAGGAUGAAGAGGAGGAAAUUAAAUUGGAGAUUAAUAUGCUGAAGAAGUAUUCCCACCACAGAAACAUUGCUACCUACUAUGGUGCAUUUAUCAAAAAGAGUCCACCAGGACACGACGACCAGCUUUGGUUGGUGAUGGAGUUCUGUGGCGCUGGUUCCAUCACAGACCUAGUGAAGAACACCAAGGGGAACCAGCUAAAGGAAGACUGGAUCGCCUACAUCUCCAGAGAAAUCCUCAGAGGUCUGGCUCACCUACAUGCCCACCACGUCAUCCACCGUGACAUCAAAGGCCAGAAUGUCCUGUUGACAGAGAAUGCUGAAGUCAAAUUAGUGGAUUUUGGUGUAAGUGCCCAACUUGAUCGCACCGUGGGCAGGAGAAACACCUUCAUUGGUACUCCCUAUUGGAUGGCCCCAGAAGUUAUCGCCUGCGACGAGAACCCCGAUGCAACAUACGACUACAGAAGUGAUCUGUGGUCGUGCGGUAUAACAGCAAUUGAGAUGGCUGAAGGAGCACCACCGCUUUGUGACAUGCAUCCCAUGCGAGCACUUUUCCUGAUUCCAAGGAACCCACCUCCAAGACUCAAAUCCAAAAAAUGGUCCAAAAAGUUUUUCAGUUUCAUCGAAAGUUGCCUGGUAAAGAACUACACGCAGCGACCGCCAACGGAACAGCUGCUCAAACAUCCCUUCAUUCGUGACCAACCUAAUGAGAGGCAGGUCCGAAUUCAGCUGAAAGACCACAUUGAUCGCACUAAGAAGAAGAGAGGCGAGAAAGAUGAGACAGAAUAUGAGUAUAGUGGCAGUGAGGAAGAGGAAGAGGAUCCAGCGGAACAGGAGGGAGAACCAAGCUCCAUUGUUAAUGUACCGGGUGAGUCAACGCUACGUCGAGACUUCAUCCGCCUACAGCAGGAGAACAAGGAGAGGUCGGAAGCACUCCGCCGCCAGCAACUCCUACAGGAGCAGCAGCUUCGUGAACAGGAAGAAUACAAGCGGCAACUACUGGCGGAGAGGCAGAAGCGUAUAGAGCAACAGAAGGAGCAACGGCGGCGCCUAGAGGAGCAACAGCGACGUGAACGCGAGAUGAGACGGCAACAGGAGCGUGACCAGCGUCGGCGGGAACAAGAGGAGAAAAGACGCCUUGAGGAGAUGGACCGCAGGCGCAAAGAGGAGGAGGAGCGGCGACGAGCUGAAGAUGAGAAGAGAAGGAAUGAUCGUGAACAGGAAUACAUCCGGCGGCAGCUAGAGGAGGAGCAGAGACAUUUGGAGAUGCUACAAGAGCAGCUGUUGCGUGAACAGGCCAUGUUACUGGAGUUCAAGUGGCGUGAGUUGAAGGAGCAGCGCAAGGCUGAGCAGCUACACAAGCGGCUGCAGCAAGAACAGUUUGUCUCACUCCAGCGUGCAUCCCAGCAACAGCUUGGUGAUGAGGUCAAACCCCCGUCAGACCCUACCAAUCCUCUGAUGACCACCCCACCCCCCGACAGAAUCCUUACCCAGCCCCCACAAGCUGUGGUACUCAACAGUACGGUUGCAGUACUGAUAGGCGCCUUUGAGAACUCUGGAGUGCCACAGGACGGCGCUAAAGCUCAGGCAACACUGUCAGAGAAAAACAUCUCUGAUGAGAAUGUCAGCCACAUUUUCACCUCCAGUAGUUCCAAACCUCUUCAGCCCGAACCCUCCAUCCACUUUACACUUCUUCCGGGAGAACAUGCUGAGCUUGAUAGACUGGUUAAUCAUCCUCCUCAACUUAUCAGAGAGGCUGACGAGCGAUACCGUAAGAAUAUUCAGGGUUCUCCUCAGACAGCGGCUCCUCCUAAACAACCUCCUCUUCCCCCCCGCUCUGGUGAACCCUUCUCCAACAGUAGCAGCUCCUCCGACGCCUCUGCAAUGCACCGACCUAUGGAACCUCAGGUCCAGUGGUCCCACCUUGCUGCUCUAAAGAGCAGCAACAGCGCUGCCCCCUCUCCUCCUCCUCUGCCCGCAGUCGCUCGCUCCCAGUCCUUCAGCGAGCCCGGCGGCGUUACCACGAGCUUUGCACAACUCCACCUGCGCUCCCAGGAUCCCCACCAUCAUCACCCAUCGCCUGCACGCACUGACCCCCAACUUCUCCUCCAUCAGCCUCAAGCACAGCCCAGUGACGAAGUCCCACCCAAGGUACCUGUCAGAACAACAUCCCGUUCGCCAGUACUCUCCCGCAGGGAGUCACCACUGCCAUUGCAGUCUGGUGGACAGAGAAACACAUCUGGAAAUGCGGAGCAGCGCCCCCUGUGGGACAGGGUGGAGAAGCUGCAGCCGCGGCCUGGCAGCGGGAGUUCUUCUGGCUCUUCCAACUCCAGCUCCCAAGCCAGUUCUGGAGACCGCUUCAGGCCACGCUCAUCCUCCAAGUCUGAAGGAUCACCUCUCCAGCGUCCUGAGAAUCUUCCCAAAAAAGCUGAUGAAAAGAACUUGGCCAGGCCUACUCGACCUGCUGACCUGACAGCACUCGCUAAGGAGCUUCGUGCAGUGGAUGACCUGCGGCCUCCCCACAAAGUUACAGACUACUCCUCCUCAAGUGAAGAUUCUGGCACCACUGAUGAGGAGGAGGAUGAGGAAGUAGACCAGGAGGCAGGAGAGGAAUCUACCUCAGGACCAGAGGACUCGCGUUCUGGGAGGUUGAGCAAUGGGGAGACUGGGUCUGCCAAAACCAUGCUGGUUGAAGACUCUGAGAGCAACCAGAUCACCACACCCUCAAAGGAUGGCACACUUGUUAUCAGACAGAGCACCACUGACAUUAAGCGGAUGGUCAAUCUCUCCUCCUCUUCCCCAGCCGGUGCCUCUCACGGCCACCCCCAAUCCCUCAGCCACAGCCUCCAAGAGAAAAAUGGUUUCACUGGCUGCAUUCACUACCUACCAGACCUUAUCCAGCAGAGCCAUCACUCCCCUUCCUCUUCCACAUCCACGCUUUCCUCCUCCUUCUCAUCACCACCUAGCCAUGCCAGUCUGGCCAUGUCCCCACUGAAUCCCCUGGAAAAGCUUGUUGCAAUCGAGAGCCAGUCAGAGAGCAAUUCCAUGCCUAAACACAAGUCGUCAUCCUCCUUCACUCCGUUCAUUGACCCUCGCCUGCUCCAGAUUUCACCAUCCAGCGGAAGCUCACUCAACAACAUGGCUGGAUUCGGGCAGGAUGCUCGUCUGGGAGACCCACUGAGAUCUGAUCCGUCCCGCAAAGGCUCGGUGGUCAAUGUCAACCCUGUCAACACGCGUCCACCAAGUGACACGCCAGAGAUCCGCAAGUACAAGAAGAGGUUCAACUCAGAGAUCCUGUGCGCUGCACUCUGGGGGGUCAACCUGCUGGUGGGGACUGAGAGCGGUCUGAUGCUGCUUGACCGUAGUGGUCAGGGAAAGGUCUACCCACUGAUCAACCGGCGGCGUAUCCAGCAAAUGGAUGUCCUUGAAGGACUCAACGUUCUGGUUACCAUUUCAGGCAAAAAGAACAAACUGCGAGUUUAUUACCUGUCAUGGUUGCGAAACAAGAUUCUUCAUAAUGACCCAGAAGUAGAGAAGAAGCAGGGUUGGGUUAAUGUGGGUGACCUGGAAGGCUGCGUCCACUACAAAGUUGUAAAAUAUGAGAGGAUUAAAUUCUUGGUGCUAGCAUUAAAGAACGCAGUUGAGGUUUACGCCUGGGCUCCUAAACCAUAUCAUAAGUUCAUGGCCUUCAAGUCAUUUGGUGACUUGGUGCACAAGCCUCUGCUAGUGGACCUGACUGUAGAGGAAGGUCAGAGGUUAAAGGUCAUCUAUGGCUCCUGCUCAGGCUUCCAUGCUGUGGAUGUGGACUCUGGUGCAGUCUACGACAUCUACCUCCCCACUCAUAUCCAGACAAGCAUUCAUUGCCACGCCAUCAUCAUCUUGCCCAACACGGAUGGAAUAGAGCUGCUUGUCUGCUACGAGGACGAGGGUGUCUACGUUAAUACAUAUGGGCGCAUCACCAAGGACGUGGUGCUCCAGUGGGGGGAAAUGCCAACUUCAGUGGCCUACAUUAGGUCAAACCAGAUUAUGGGUUGGGGUGAAAAGGCCAUCGAGAUCCGCUCAGUGGAGACUGGCCACUUGGAUGGUGUGUUUAUGCACAAGAGAGCCCAGAGACUCAAAUUCUUGUGCGAGAGGAAUGACAAGGUCUUCUUUGCCUCUGUGCGGGCUGGAGGAGCCAGCCAAGUGUACUUCAUGACACUUGGACGCAGUUCCCUCAUGAGCUGGUAGUCGAGAUGCCGGCCGGGACAGCUACGCAACGAACAACAGAUUACUGUGACAUUGAAUAUUCUUGCUCCCUCUUACACAACUGGGGUUCCAAACAUUUGUCAUUAUAAAUAGCCAGUGGUGCGUGGGGUGUUGCAUUUGGUAGGCGGGAAUGGGUAUGUGCACGUGUGCUAGAAAUAUAUAUUCCAACUGAAAUUCCAUUCAGUCUGCAACCUUUUGGGGCAAGCCUGUUUCCUCCUCUUGACCUUUGUGGAAUGUCAACAACUUUGUAUGUCCUCAAGCAACCUCACAUCUUCUAUGCGUGCACAAGGUCAGUGCAGGAAGCACUGAGCAUGUCCAUAACUGAGGAGUAACCACACACACCUCUAAUUGGUCUGUUUGUUGCCAUUUUCACUUCAGGUAUCAGAAUCUCCUGUUUCCACUCAAUGGCUCACUAAACACUUGUAUGCCUUUUACAAAAUAGUUUGAAGGACUUUGAUGAAAAUUACAGGGUACAGGAUUAUCAAUUUCCAAGCAAAAUGCCAAACAAGCGGCAUUGGUCCCAAGUUGCCCAAUCUGUCCAAUAGCUCAGACUUCUCAUACACUGUAUAUUUCUAUUUGAUUGCUGGACGUGAAUACGGGGAGAUCCACCAUCACAACUAAAUGGACAAAAAAAUUGUAUUAACCAACUGGUGGAUAGGUCCUUGACGGGCAAUGUGUAGGGAUAAGCGUAAAACUGUGAAUUACAUUUACAGAGUCAGCUGUUGAGUUCCAAGCGACCAGAAAAGAACAGUGCUUGUGUGCAUGAGAUCUGACGGGAUGUGAGCACCACAGUGCCACUGUAGCUCAUAUGUGUUCAGGUUGCCUUACGUAACGUUUCUACUGGAAUACAACUGCUGAAAAUCCUUGGCCGGUUCUAUGAAGCAUAAAAAUAAGGAACGCUUUAGUCAGAACCAAUCACCCGAGACAAUGGACCUUGUUUUAACAUUUUUGAUCUUGUCUUUGUUUCUUCACCCUCCCCCAUCUUAUGAAAUAUGACAAGGCUGCUGCCAUUUAACAACUAACGUCAAAGCUCAUCACAUUCUGUAGAUGUUUGUGUACACAAAAAACUUGACAAUUUCCACCUCUCCCACCAGAGCUUCACUUUCCGUCUGUGGAAAAAAAAUGUCAGAAUUCCAACAUUGGUGAAAAAUAACUCCACAGUGACGGCAAAAAAAAAAAAACAAGUGGCAUAUUUUUAACUGGGGUUACCUUUUAGUCUUUAACAUGAGACCCUUUCAGAUAACUCUGCGACUGCUGUUUAUUUUAAAAAAAUUUUUAUAGUAAUGCACAUGUUAUGUGGAAAAUGUUUACAGAAGUCAUUGUUUUGUCAAACCAAUGUGCAUCAUGAAUAUUUAUGGAUAAUUUUAGGGCAGUUUGUGUUUUUGUAUUUUGUAUUCCUUUUUGUACUAUCAUUUAGAAUUUCAUGUACAGUAUAGGAUAAAUGAAACUGCUCACACAGUGAGUGACACCAAUCCAGACGUCACUGAUUCUUCUGCAUCUUGCUCAGUGUGGUUCUGGAUAACAUGAAUCUCCGCCCCCACCUUUUUAAUUUGCCUUGAUAAUUUAUGUCAUGUGUGUGCUAUGGGAGUAACUGUUAUCACCCAAAGGUCCUUUCCAUUGAAUAAACUGAAAUUUAAAGUA